This is a messenger RNA of Cucumis sativus (cucumber), 1117 nucleotides long. RefSeq names its product photosystem I chlorophyll a/b-binding protein 5, chloroplastic. Lineage: Eukaryota; Viridiplantae; Streptophyta; Magnoliopsida; Cucurbitales; Cucurbitaceae. The record is from RefSeq and is a predicted model, not a curated record. The transcript is spliced from 5 exons. Gene Ontology annotation, biological process: response to light stimulus; photosynthesis, light harvesting in photosystem I. Gene Ontology annotation, cellular component: membrane. The coding region runs from base 180 to 959 and encodes 259 amino acids.
ACUUCCAAUAGUAACUCUUUAUCUUGUGUAUAUAAAUUUUUCUCUACACAAAAACAUUUCCUACAAUUAUUUAAUAGAUAGGAAAAGCAAAGAAAAAAGAGAGAGAGAAAUAAGAAACACAUAAAGAGAGGAUAACAAGAAGAAUAACGGCAGCCACUGCAAGAGGAGAACAAAGAUCCAUGGCGGUUUCAUUUUCAGCAGCCACUGCCUUACAUCUCCACCCUUCUUCUUCAUCUUACACUCCCUUAUUCAACCCUAGCCAGUUCCUCCGCCUCCGAUCCCCUUCCCGCCGCACACUAUUAAUAGCUCAUGCCCAAUCGGAGCACCGUCAAACAUGGCUUCCCGGCCUCGACCCGCCACCGCAUCUCGACGGAACCCUUGCUGGGGAUUUUGGAUUCGACCCACUUGGGCUUGGCGAGGACCCACAAAGCUUGAAGUGGUACGUUCAAGCAGAGCUUGUUCAUUGCCGCUUUGCCAUGCUCGGCGUUUCUGGAGUUCUUCUCACUGAUUUGCUUCGUGUUACAGGGAUCAGUGAAUUGCCAGUUUGGUAUAAUGCCGGUGCCGUUGAAUAUGGUUUUGCCAACAAACGAACUCUUUUCAUUGUUCAGCUGCUUUUGAUGGGGUUUGUGGAAACUAAAAGGUAUAUGGAUUUCAAAAGCCCUGGAUCUCAAGCACAAGAAGGAACUUUCUUUGGAUUAGAAGCUGCCUUUAAAGGUCUCGAGCCCGGAUACCCUGGGGGUCCUCUGUUGAAUCCUCUUGGCAUUGCUAAAGAUAUCAAGAAUGCUCAUGACUGGAAACUCAAGGAGAUUAAGAAUGGACGGCUUGCAAUGGUAGCCAUGCUUGGGAUCUUUGUGCAAGCUUAUGUUACUCAUACAGGGCCAAUAGAUAACCUUGUGGAGCACCUUUCUAAUCCAUGGCACAAGACUAUUAUCCAGACACUUUCAAGCUCAAGUCCUUAAAGAACAAGACGUUGAAACUUGAUAGUCUCUUUACUCAAUGAGCAAAAUAUAACAUGACAUUGGAGAUUUAUCAGCUAAAAAAGAAUACAGAUGAAAGAACAAAUGACCUUUGUAUUUUGAUUUGAUCAAUACAACAGAUCAAAAAUUUGUUUCGAUUA